This is a messenger RNA of Scedosporium apiospermum, 1119 nucleotides long. RefSeq names its product putative Ubiquitin conjugating enzyme. The transcript has 2 exons. Bases 1 to 1119 code for a protein of 372 amino acids. NCBI's taxonomy places the organism in Eukaryota, Fungi, Ascomycota, Sordariomycetes, Microascales, Microascaceae. The record is from RefSeq and is a predicted model, not a curated record.
AUGCUCACACCCAGAGCGAUCGGCGAGAUCGCCGCCCCCUUGAUCAAGCGGCACCUCGAUGGUGAUGGCGACGAAGCUCCCGUCCCGUUCCCCGAGUUCCCAAAAUGGCUCUGGGCUCUCUUCGGCGUCGACUUUCUCAUCUUCCUGCCCAUCGCCCUCUUUAUUGGUUACACCGUGGGCAACGUCUACCCCGUCCUCGCCAGCGUCGAAGAUGAGAACGCUCCACCCGCCUACCAACCUCUCUCCCUCGACGACCCAGCCCCCGGCGCAAACGCCGACGUCGAAGCCUCUGCCGCCCCCAACAACGGCACCAAGUCCGAGUCCGAAUUCCCCGUAACCUCCAGCCUCCGCCGCACCUACGCCUUCCUCAAGUCCACGGGCGGCUGGCGCGCCUCCUUCCGCGGAUUCUUCUGCUACAUCGUCUACGUCUUCGCGGGCUCCUUCGUCUCCGAGAUCUUCUCGGGAAUCCUGGGCAAGUCCCUCAAGCCCCUCGGCUUCCUCCUCUCCCAGCUCGCCCUCGUCCAGCUCAACACCGCCUGGAUCCACAUCGUCCUGACGCCCUCGAGCCCUCUGAGGUGGUGGAAGCGGCUCCCUCCCUUCGGCACCACCUUCCGCGCCGUCGCCUCCCCGACUCUCCUUCAUACCGCCGCCGCCCUGAUCUCCAUCUUCGUCCCCGCCCUGAUCGGCUUCCUUGCUGGCAUUCCUUAUCCGAUCUCGCCCUUCUCACCCGCCACCCCCACCGACGGCAAGGGCGCUGCUCUUUGCGUCGUCCUCGUCCUUCUCACUUUUAUCCUCCAGCUCGUUCUCGUACUUCCUACCCUCGUCAUCCUCGUUCGCAUCCAGGCUAGCCUUCUGCCCCCCGAGCAGGACACCAUCAUCCCCUUCGACCGCUCCUUCGGCGGCCGCAUCGAGCCCGCCGUCAUUGGCGGCAAGCCCUUCGCUUCCGUCCGCGAUGCUUGGGCUACGCUGUCGCGCGCCACCAUCAAGCGCGUCGCUAUCCUCUUCGUCAAGAUCUUUGGCGUGAACAUUGCGUUUUGGCUCGCUGUUGCGGCGUUUGUCGUGCCGCAGCUGUUCUUGGGCUGGCACUUCUCCAAGACCCCUAGCAACAAUGGCUUGUAA